AUUUACAACACACUUGCAAGAGCUUGAACUUCUAGAGAGAGAGAGAGAGAGAGAGAAUGGGGCAAGAAGAUGAAACAACACGAAAAGGUCCAUGGACGGAACACGAAGAUUUCCAGUUGGUAUUUUAUGUUCAUAUGUUCGGAGAUCGCCGUUGGGACUUCAUUGCCAAAGUUUCAGGUUUGAAAAGAACUGGAAAAAGUUGCAGGCUGAGAUGGGUUAAUUAUCUAAAUCCUGGUCUGAAAAGAGGGAAGCUAUCUCCCCAUGAAGAGCGACUUGUUCUUGAACUUCAUUCUAAAUUUGGCAACAGGUGGUCUAAGAUUGCACGCAAAUUACCAGGACGGACAGAUAAUGAGAUCAAGAACUAUUGGAGAACUCAUUUGAGGAAAAUAGCUCAAGAAAAGAAAAGGUCGACGACAUCAUCUUCGUCUUCGUCUCUCUCGCAGUGCUCUUCCUCAUCAUCAAGAUGUACUACCGUCGCUUCCAUGCCGGUGAUUGAGACGAAAGAAAGAAGCUUUUACGACACUGGGGGAGUUGAUCAAAAGCUAACCAACAUGAAAGGGAAAAACAAUAACCAUUUCAAGAGUGGUACUACUAGGGUUAGCGAUUCAAGUGAUGGCUAUUACUGGAUGGAUGAUAUAUGGAAUGAUUUAGGGUUAUUAGAAGAUGAUAACAUGAAGCCGUUUUUUGACCCUUAUAGUGAAAUAGCACCUUCAUUAACAUGGGACAGUUGUCUGAGCACUUCAUGGACGAUGGACGGCCAAGAAGAGUUUGCUGAAAACAAUUUUCAUCUAACAAGCCAACACUUUAGUUCAGAACUAGUUGACUAGUUGUGUUAUUUGAUUAAUUGAUCUCGUGUUCAUAUUCUCAAUAAUCUACCUUUUCGGUAUUAGAUCAAGUUCAACUCUUUCUCUUAAACCUAAAAUGGUUGAACAUGAAAUAAAAUUUGCUCAAGGUGUGUGUUUUGUCA
Messenger RNA from Helianthus annuus (common sunflower), 967 nucleotides. RefSeq names its product transcription factor MYB59. Gene Ontology annotation, biological process: regulation of DNA-templated transcription. Gene Ontology annotation, cellular component: nucleus. The transcript is spliced from 3 exons. Lineage: Eukaryota; Viridiplantae; Streptophyta; Magnoliopsida; Asterales; Asteraceae. Gene Ontology annotation, molecular function: DNA-binding transcription factor activity; sequence-specific DNA binding. The record is from RefSeq and is a predicted model, not a curated record. Bases 57 to 827 code for a protein of 256 amino acids.